CCUCAGUGUUUUUCCAUUUGGGACCGCAAGCCUUCUCGAACCCAUCAAACUGCCAAGCGAAUCACCGCGAAGCAAAACAGCGAGAAAGCUCCGUCCAUAGAAGUGCUAGAACGCCAGAACCCGCCGCCGGCGAACCCGAAGACUGCGCCCAGCUAUGGACGCGCCGGGAGAGCUGCAGUGCGUGGGCAGGCUCGAGGUCGCCGCGCCGCCGCCGGCGCGCUACCUUCGCGUUGGCUCCCUCCCCGUCCCCACCGACUCCUCUGCCUCUCUCCCAGUCCUCCUGCCUUCUCCGUCCCCGAUUGGUGCUCCAAGGUAUCAAAUGCUGCCAUUAGAGACUGAUCUGAACACACUCCCUAUGAUUCCAAACAUCCCAGAGAAGGUUUUUUCAAGUGAUGCUAAGAGUACUGAAGGAUUACGGUAUGACAGUGGUCAUAUCAACCAGAACUUAUCAAGGAAGUGUGAAGCAUUAGCUGUGUCAGGUUUGGCAGAAUAUGGUGAUGAAAUAGAUGUGAUUGCCCCAGCUGAUAUCAUGAAGCAGAUUUUCAAAAUUCCAUACUCCAAGGCACAAGUAUCUAUUGCUGUAAACCGUAUAGGAGAUACACUCAUUCUAAACACAGGGCCUGAUGUUGAUGAAGGUGAAAAGAUAUUCAGAAGACAAGGUAACCAGCCUAAAGGAUCUGAUCCAUCAAUAUUUCUGAACUUCGCAAUGCACUCUGUGCGAGCAGAAGCUUGUGAUUGUCCCCCAAGUCAUCAACCUUCACAGAAGAAGCAAACAGCAUCUGCAGUAUUGCGUGGAUCUUUUGGCUGUGACGAGGGUUCUUUUGAUUCAUCCCCAUCAUCUAGUUUUAGCACAUCACCUUAUCUGGAUCAGAAUGACAGUAAAAGUAGAAAAGCUUCUCAUAGUACUCAUGAAAGCCUGUACCUGGGAGCAAUGGAAAACAAUCGAAAAGUCAAAGGGUCUGAUCCUAUUAAAAAAACGACUCGUGUUGGUGAAAAAAACAGCUGUGAGGUGCAAGAAUCUGAGAAGAGCAAGAGAGUGGGAAAUAAUGGAUUUCGGAAGGUUUGCUUUUGGCAAUUCCACAAUUUCCAUGUGCUUUUGGGUAGUGACUUGCUUAUAUUUAGCAACGAGAAAUAUAUUGCAGUCAGUUUGCACCUAUGGGAUGUUUCUAGACAGGUUACUCCAUUGAACUGGCUCGAAGCUUGGCUUGACAAUGUAAUGGCAAGUGUUCCAGAAUUGGCCAUAUGUUACCAUCAGAAUGGUGUUGUUCAAGGUUAUGAGCUUUUAAAGAAUGAUGAUAUAUUUCUCCUUAAGGGUGUCUCGGAUGAUGGCACACCUGCAUUUCAUCCACAGGUUGUCCAGCAAAAUGGCCUUGCUGUCCUGAGGUUCAUUCAGGAUAACUGUAAGCAAGACCCUGGUGCAUAUUGGCUGUACAAAGGCGCUGAAGAAGAUGUCAUACAGUUAUAUGAUCUGUCUAUCUUACCUGAAAAACAUACAGCUGGUGAUCAUAGAUCUCCAUGCGGUCCUAUGUCAUCUUUUAUAGACAAGGGAAGAAAGGAGUCAUUGUUCUCUUUGGGUACACUCCUUUAUCGUGUUGCUCACAGGAUGUCCUUGUCAAAGGUGCCUAGUAAUAGAGCAAAAUGUGCAAAAUUCUUCAGAAAAUGUUUUGAUUUUCUUAGUGAGCAGGAUCACCUGGUUGUCCGGGCAUGUGCUCAUGAACAAUUUGCAAGACUCAUCCUUAAAUGUUAUGAGGAUCUGGAACUGACUUCUGAAUCAUUUAUGAUUGAAUCUGAAGUCACCCUUACUGAUUUGGAUGACGAUUCUCCAGAAUUGAGACUUGAGAAUUUACCAGCAAAACAAAAUGUACUGCCAGAACUUGGCAAGAAUGAGCCAGCAGUGUUAGAUGAAGUGUUGGAAUGCACAACAUCAGUGUCUUCUGGUAUGACAAGCAGCUUAGUGGAACCAAGCCAAGUUGAUGGUGGUUCUUCAUCUUCAGUUACAAAAGAAGAUGUUUCUCUGGACAGCUUGGUGAUGUGUCAGGCUGGUAUAUCAAAAACAAUUGCUGAUGCAAUCUCCUCUAAGUUGGCUGCCAUACACCACGUAUCUCAAGCUAUCAAAUCCCUUAGAUGGAAUCGACAGCUGCAGAAUAAUACUCAGCAUGGUUGCGGGGACAGUGCAGAUACCAUUUGGGAGAGGUCAGUCGACUUCUCUUUAUGCCGAUGUGGUGAUGUUGAUUGUAUUGAGGUCUGUGAUAUCAGGGAGUGGCUGCCAAAAUCAAAAAUGGACCAUAAGCUGUGGAAGCUUGUUCUUUUGCUAGGAGAAUCUUAUUUGGCACUUGGAGAGGCAUACAAGAAUGAUGGGCAGCUUCAGCGCACCCUUAAAGUUGUUGAAUUAGCUUGUUUGGUAUAUGGGUCUAUGCCUGGACAUAUUGAUGGCGACGAGUUCAUCUCAUCCAUGUCCAACAGUUCAUUGAGUCGAGAAGAUCUUGCCCUAAAAACUAAACUUGUACUGGACGAGGCAGACUAUUGCAAUAACAAAAGAUGCUUCAGUUAUGAAGUUUCUUCCCACCAAUUGCCACCAAAUUAUUUGUUCUGGGCAAAGGCAUGGAUGCUUGUUGGUGAUGUCUAUGCAGAAUAUCACAGAUUGAAUAGUCAUCAAGCAAAGUUGGCACCAGAACAGAAGUCUCAUGGCGAAGUUAGAAUGUCAAAUGAAGUUGCAUUGGAGGUCAAACGCCUUAAGAGAAAACUGGGAAAGGAUAAGCAGAAUUGUGACACAUGCUCUUUGAUAAACUGUAGCUGCCAAAGUGACAGGGCAAGUAGUGGCAGCAGUGCUAGCAGCAGUAGUUCUGAGGCCUCUAAACUUUACAGCCGAAAGAAAAACAAAAAAUCACUUGGUAAGAACCUUCAACUUCAAUCACAAUAUAGAGAAGCCAGCAAGAACCCCAAUGCACAAGAAGCUACACAAGGUUCUGAAAGUAAACAGCAUGAUGUGAAUGAUACUUGUAUUGAGAACAACUCAGUAUUAAAUGAUGAUAUUGGUCACUACAGUCAGGCCAGGGAAAAUCAGUCAAGAAAUGUUGAUGGUGUUCCUGAUAAAUCUCAAGCAAGUGUUCCUACUGUGAGGGAUGGUGGUAUCUUCAAGUUCCUUGGUGGUCCAAAACCAGGAGAUGUUGAGUACAACUUGUCUUCUGCUAUUCACUGCUAUGGUGCAGCCAAGGGAGCAUUGUUCGCAUUUCCUGUGCAUUCAGUAGAAACUUCCAUGGUUCUUAAGAAAAGAGGCUGGGGAUUUAAUGAACUGGGCCGUUGUAGACUUGAGAAUAGAAAUCUGGUUAGCGCCGAGAUUGCUUUUGCGGAUGCUAUUAAAGCAUUUGAAGAGGUGUUUGACCACACAAAUGUUAUACUGAUCAACUGUAACUUAGGUCAUGGUAGGAGAGCUUUAGCAGAGGAAUGUGUAUCCAGGAUUGAUGAAUUUCAGAAACAUAAUCUUCCUGAAGGCACAUAUAUGCAAUCCUUUAAGUCGGCCAAGUCAGAAUAUUUUCAAGCAAUAAACUACUAUUCCGCAGCUAAGAGGCAACUGAAGUAUGUCAAUACUGAGGCCGAUAAAGUACUAUACCAUGAGGUUUACACACAGUAUGCCCAUACCUACCUGAGGCUUGGAAUGCUUUUGGCAAGGGAAAGCUUCUUAACUGACAGUUAUGAAGGUGGACUUGUCAAUGAGUCAUCUAACAGAACAGCUGUAGAGAUUUUAGCGAGUGAUGCUUUUCGGGAGGCUUUGUCUACGUAUGAAUCCCUUGGUGAACAUCGCAAACAGGAAGCUGCUUUUGGUCAUUUUCAGCUUGCUUGUUAUCAGAGGGAUCUGUGCUUAAGGUUUCUGGAUUUAGUUGACAAGGAGGUUAAACAGAAAAACGAGGAUAAAUAUCGUCAGAAAAGUAAGUGGUAUGGUUCACUAGCUGAGAAGAACUGGCAGAAGGCUUUAGAAUUUUAUGGGCCGAAGACACAUCCUACUAUGUUUCUUAACAUCCUUAUGGCGCAGUCUGCCCUUUCUAUUAAUAUUUCUAAUUCCUUCCACUCAACCGCGUAUACAGACCUCAAUGGUCAGUGAAAAUGGGCUAGCAUCUAGCAACAUAUAGGUUCAUCAUUUACCUAUAGAUGCUUGACACCGCUCUGACUCACUUGUUGGAAGGCCGGCAUGUGGUUGAAGCAAAUGAAGACAACUCCAACGAUAUGGAUCUGGACAUAAAACCGAAGUUCUGGUGCCAGCUGCAGAGCCUGCUGAAGAGGAUGCUGGCGGGAUCCCUGCCUAGCAGCACGGGCAGAGCAGCCUCUGUCAGCCAAGCCAGCACUAGCAGCAGAACAGAAACUUCUAAGCUGAAAGAGAUGUAUCGUUUGUCGCUCAAAUCUUCUACCCUGGGCCAGCUGCAUGCGUUGUACAAGCUUUGGGUAUCUUAACACCUUUAUUUUACAAAUGGUUGCUGCUCAUGUUUUAUAUCGUCGGCAUCUAUCUCUUGAAUUACAGAGUUUUUAUUUGGUGUUCACGGCACGUUUUUUUUGUUUUGAUUUCCAGCCAACUUUUAAAACUAAAUAUUAAGUGUAACCAUGGAAUGUCAUGGACGGGACACACUAGCUACUACAGUCUACAACUGUUUUGUAGACUUAUAUAAACAGCAAAUAAUGGCAUCCUAUGUGAAGACAGUGUAUUAUAUGUAUUGUAUCAUAGAGAGCCAAUGCCAAAAUAUCUGAAUGUAUGUGCCCUGCUUCACCGGGAAUGGAUAAAUGUUUGGAAAUUUC
This is a messenger RNA of Zea mays, 4785 nucleotides long. RefSeq names its product Erythroid differentiation-related factor 1-like protein. The coding region runs from base 155 to 4099 and encodes 1314 amino acids. Gene Ontology annotation, biological process: positive regulation of DNA-templated transcription. The transcript has 10 exons. The record is from RefSeq and is a predicted model, not a curated record. Lineage: Eukaryota; Viridiplantae; Streptophyta; Magnoliopsida; Poales; Poaceae.